CGAGAGAGUCAACAAAUAUCCAAAUCAAGCGUCGUUCAAAAAUGUCCUCUACCAGUCAUAUAAGUUUCGAAACGUUUCGGAAAAAUUUGGGUGCCAAUGUGGAACCCGGGCUGCGGCAACACCUAUGGAAGGUUUACACCAGCAUGGCGUUUACCUGUGCGGCCGCAUCGGUUGGCGUCUUCAUCCACGUCCUGGACAUCUGGCGAGCCGGAAUGCUUUCGAUACUGCUCCAUCUGAUUACGGUCGUGGCGCUGUUGGUGAUGCCGGUUAAUCCGAAUAAUCGACAGGUGCGAUUCGCACUGCUCCUUACCAUUGGAGGAUUGACUGGACACGUGAUGGGUCAUCUCAUUGAACAGGUAUGGGUGAUUAAUCCUGCCUUUGUGAUGACAGCCCUGGUUGGAACAACGAUUUGUUUUGGGCUGCUGAGCGCUUCGGCCCUGAUUGCACGCCGAGGAAGUCACCUGGUGCUUGGCGGAGCUUUGGGCUGCGUCAUGUCAGGUUUGGUUCUGGUGGCUAUUAGCAACCUGUUUCUGCAGUCGUGGGUCAUUCACAAAAUAAGCCUGUACUUCGGGAUGGCCGCCAUGUUUGGUUUUGUACUUUUCGACACCCAGCUCAUUAUGGAAGAAUAUCGAUUUGGAUUCGACGAUUUCGUCAGCCACGCGCUAAGAUUGUUUUUCAAUUUUGCCGAUAUGUUCCGGAUCUUGAUGUUGUUGUUCCAGUCCGGUGAUGGGCAGAGGCGAAGACGAAAUGGCAACGGUUCCAGUGACUAAAAAUCUUUUGUAGCUGUACAAGUAAAAUUCAAGUAAAAACUUUAAAAUGUU
Uranotaenia lowii is the source of this 821-nucleotide messenger RNA. RefSeq names its product bax inhibitor 1-like. Gene Ontology annotation, cellular component: mitochondrial membrane. Lineage: Eukaryota; Metazoa; Arthropoda; Insecta; Diptera; Culicidae. Gene Ontology annotation, molecular function: enzyme binding. Gene Ontology annotation, biological process: negative regulation of endoribonuclease activity; negative regulation of apoptotic signaling pathway; cellular response to unfolded protein. The transcript has a single exon. Bases 42 to 770 code for a protein of 242 amino acids. The record is from RefSeq and is a predicted model, not a curated record.